Molecule: messenger RNA, 1023 nt
Organism: Pipistrellus nathusii (Nathusius's pipistrelle)
Lineage: Eukaryota; Metazoa; Chordata; Mammalia; Chiroptera; Vespertilionidae
Source: the annotation of a GenBank genome assembly
AUGGGGGCGGCCGGCGUGGCCCGGCUGCACGGGCUCUUUGCGGCCUACAAGCCCCCGGGGCUGCACUGGAAGCACCUGCGGGACACGGUGGAGCUGCAGCUGCUGAAGGGUCUCAAUGCUAGGAAGCCUCCUGCCCCUCAACAGCGUGUUCGCUUUCUGCUGGGCCCCGUGGAAGGCAGCGAAGAGAAGGAGCUGACCCUCACGGCCACCAGUGUGCCCAGCCUCACCAACCAUCCGCUGGUACGUGGACCAGCAUUCACCAGCCUGAAGAUUGGCAUGGGACACCGGCUGGAUGUCCAGGCAUCUGGGGUGGUUGUGCUCGGCGUGGGACAGGGAUGCAGUCUCCUCACCGACAUGUACCACGCACACCUCACCAAGGAUUACACGGUUCUCGGCCUCCUGGGCAAAGCCACAGAUGACUUCCGCGAGGACGGGCGGCUGGUGGAGAGGACGACGUAUGACCACGUGACCAGAGAGAAACUGGAUCGAAUCCUGACCGUGAUCCAAGGCUCCCAUCAGAAGGCCCUGGUGACGUACUCCCACCUCGAUCUGCAGACCCAGGAGGCCUACGAAAUGGCCGUGAAAGGCUUGAUCCGGCCCAUGAACAAGUCCCCGAUGCUGGUAACCGGCAUCCGAUGCCUCCGCUUUGCACCUCCAGAAUUCCUCUUAGAGGUGCAGUGCAUGAACGAGACGCAGAAGCAGCUGCGGAGUCUGGUGCAUGAGAUCGGCUUGGCGCUGAAGACCACCGCUGUCUGCUCCCACGUGCGGCGCACGCGGGAUGGCUGCUUCACCCUGGACGAUGCCCUCCUGAGGACCCAGUGGAACCUGAACAGCAUCCAGGACGCCAUCCAGGCCGCAGCCCCCCGGGUGGCAGCCGAGCUGGAGAAGAACUUGAGGCUGCAGCUGGGCACCCAGCAGCUCCAAGGUCCAGGCUGGCAGGGGGACAAUGAGGGGCCAAGCCCUGCCUUGGAAGGUCGGACUGCUGGUGGGGCAGCGGUGGAUAAAGGUCAGAGUUGUGCAUGA